GAACUAAUCAAUUACCACAGUUAUCAUUAUAUAAGACCGUAUGAAAUGUUAUUUAUUUUAAAACGCUGGGUUUAGGGAAGCGCGAAAAACCACCCCCGCCUUCGGUCGAUAGUCAGCUGGUAUCGAUCACUUGUUUACAACCUUUUCGCAAUGUUUCCAACGUAAGCAAUCCGCGUAAAAACCGAAGUUUGUAAAUUCAGGAGCGAGGAACUGAAAAUGCUAAGCUUGUGCCGCUAAAGGAACCACCCAACCAAGCACCCACAGCGCCCACCCACUCCUAAGGCCAAAUGCUGCCCACAUACGAGCGUUUGAGCGAUCCCAAAAACGUCUUCUUCCGGCUUUCCUUCGCCAGGUUGGCUCUGCUGGCUCUGAGCUUGCCCCUCGGUGGAUUCUUCUUCUGCGUGGUUUGGUCACUGAGCUUUGACUUCGUUAGGAGCACCUACACCCACUGCGAUGUGACCAACUACCUGCCCUCCGUUUCCGCGGCCAUCGGAAACUAUGAGCCCCAAAAAACCGUCUGGCGACUGGCCAUUUUCUUGCAUUUGCCACUGCGGCUUGCGGUGGCCAAAAUCUACUUGGAACACUACAGGGAACACAUCCGCAGAAGCAGAAGGCUGCUGGGAAUCCUAGCCUGUUUCCUCAAUGUGGUGGAGGACUUCGCGCUGUUUUGUCUUUCCUUCUGGACCUCUGCGGAUCACUAUGAGACCCACAGAAACGCCUUUGUGGUAUUUAUCGCCUGCUCUGAGUGCUACAUGUUGGUUUCUUACCUGCUGAACAGGAACAUCCGAAAAACCGUGCUCCUGCCCCACGAGGAAAAGUCUUUGAGAUACAAGCGGAACCUGUUUUUGGUGAAUGUCGUGGCCUUCGGAUUGGCAGGAUACUGUUUUGUCCGGCACAAUUCACACUGUGAGGCGGGAGUUUAUACCUUCUUCGCGUUGUUCGAGUACAUCGUGGUGCUGACCAACAUGGGCUUCCACAUGACCGCCUACUGGGACUUUUACGCCCUCAACGUUGUGUGUGAUGCCAAGCAUGGCCUUUACCUAUCACAGUUCUAGAUCAAAGGGGAGGUCAAUCCCAGCCAGAGCCGCUUUAUCAUCCAGCCAGUCGUCCUCGAGUAUUCUGUACAAACGCGGUGUUAGCUUAAGCUCAAAGUUUACUUAAUUUUACCAAAGGAAACUUCUUUGAGGGAUUCCGAGAGAAAUCGAUUCAGUAUGAAACGAUCUAAUGCAUACACACGCUUUUAGUUAAGGCCCCAACACGAUUUUAUUAUGUGGUUCCAAAAUAUUAUAAGCUUAAAAAGUGUCUGAAAAAUUAGUGUAAUUCGAACCGAGUUCCGCGAUUAUGUAAUGCAAUAUUUAUACACGCGCUAAGUUAAGAAGAUGCUUUGGGAAGGUUGUUUUGUCACAAGACAAUUUGAAAGUGGCUUGAUGGUUAUAGUAUUUUGUUAGCAUACAAUUGUAUUUAUAUUAAUUGCGAUCAAUUUGUAAAUUAUACAUUUAAAUUUCA
Drosophila ficusphila is the source of this 1506-nucleotide messenger RNA. It is a transcript of the gene PGAP2, whose product is annotated as post-GPI attachment to proteins factor 2. Bases 288 to 1055 code for a protein of 255 amino acids. Lineage: Eukaryota; Metazoa; Arthropoda; Insecta; Diptera; Drosophilidae. The transcript has 2 exons. Gene Ontology annotation, cellular component: endoplasmic reticulum membrane; Golgi membrane. Gene Ontology annotation, biological process: GPI anchor biosynthetic process. The record is from RefSeq and is a predicted model, not a curated record.